Larimichthys crocea (large yellow croaker) is the source of this 9942-nucleotide messenger RNA. It is a transcript of the gene sipa1l3, whose product is annotated as signal-induced proliferation-associated 1 like 3. Gene Ontology annotation, molecular function: GTPase activator activity; protein binding. NCBI's taxonomy places the organism in Eukaryota, Metazoa, Chordata, Actinopteri, Sciaenidae. Gene Ontology annotation, biological process: establishment of epithelial cell polarity; epithelial cell morphogenesis; regulation of small GTPase mediated signal transduction. The coding region runs from base 740 to 6079 and encodes 1779 amino acids. The record is from RefSeq and is a predicted model, not a curated record. The transcript is spliced from 25 exons. Gene Ontology annotation, cellular component: Golgi apparatus; cytoplasm; plasma membrane.
UUUUUUCAUAUUCGAAAUAAGUUCAACUGUGUCACAUUUACCAGAUGAUGUGUGUGUGUGUGUGUCCCAUAGUGUAUCCACAGUCUCAGUAGUAGUAGUUUGCUGCCCCCUGUGUGUUACUAUCAGUAGGUUGCGCCAAUACAGGAGCUGCGCAUGCGCAAACAGAGUGUGCGGGCGCAGCUUCGCCGUGGUUUCGGUUGAGCAUUCUUGGCAACGUCUCGCUCGGUGAACAGGCAGUCGACCGUCGGCCAACGAGUGUUUCCACAAUGUCUGGAGAAUAAUUUUAACGGAAUAGGAGCGGAGCUGGAACAAACCAGAGCAGCGUUUAAAAGAUUGGAGAUGACAGAUGUAUUUACUGUAGCUGAAUUGCUCUCACGAUCUUCCUUCAGAGCUGUCAGCUUCUUGACAGAGUAAGAUACCGAGCCUUCCCCCUCCCGCACUGUGACGUCAAACCUCAGCACACCUGCUUCACCUGCAUACUGCACAGCUGAAGGCAGAACAAGAUCUGCAUUCGACUGAAAAUCACCCGAGAGAAAGAAGACCAGUCCUGACUUGGUCCUCGAUGGACCAGUGAAAUCUCUCCCAACCUGCCAGUUAAAAGCGAUGUUUUUGGGAGCUGGAGGCCGUAGCACCGUCAGCCGAGUGUGUGUGGGGCCCCUCCUGUCCCUCUUUCCCAGCACCCCUCCUAACAUGGGAUGCCAGCCCCCUGCCUCCCUGCCCUGAGCUCAUCCGGGGUGCCAUGAACAGCUACCGAGACAGAGGGGUCACUUGCACCUCCUCGGACCUCCUGGAUGGAGGAGGAGGAGGGUUGCCCCAGCACACUCCGUUUCGCCACACCCCAAAUGGCCACCCGGCUCCUGGUCUCGCAGACCCGGCCAGCCAACCACGCAUCUCCGUGCCCAAAAUGGGUGUCCGGGCGCGGAUUGCAGAAUGGCCGCCACGCCGUGCGCAGUCUAGAGAGUCGCUGCUUGAAAAUGGCCAAAUUGGCACCAAUCGCCACGGAGACGACUGCUCCGCUUCGAUUUCCUCAUCAGUUUUGUCAUCUGACAUCGGGCUGGUGCGGGGAGGAGUCGCUAGGUUGCCUCAGCGGCGGACCAAGGAUGUAGAGUUCAGGGGGGGAGGGUUUUGUCGUGAAAGAGGUUCACCGUUGAGCCUGAGAGUGUUCCCUCCACUGAGACAGCGCUCAAACAGCGAGGUGACGCUGAGCGAACAGGAUGAAAAUGAGGUGGAGGUACGUGGAGGUGGCGGGAUGGGGUCCCUGUUCAGAGAAUAUGGCAGUACCUCCUCCAUCGACAUCCAGGGCAUUCCCGAGCAGAGCUUCUUUGACAUGCUCAGCCAGUUCCACCAGGAGAGGCCUGACCAGCGCAGCUCAGCACCCAUACGGCUCAGAGAGCUGCUGCGUGCUCCAGACUCACCACCAAGCGCACCCCUCCCCUCUGCUCCCUCACCUGGUCCCGCAACUGGGGAUGACAGAGGGACAGGAAGAAAAGACGGAUCUGAGAGGGUGAGGAAGAAAAGCGGAGGUACAGAGUCGUCACUGGGCACUUCCUCGUUGUUCAGGAAACUUAGAAGCUCGAGUCGUGGCGAGCUGGACGGAGGGAAAGGAGAGACUAACGAGGACGGGGGAGGGCGGGGUCCAGGAGACUACAAACCCUGGGUGUGCCCAAAGAGUUUUGUCCACUUCGAUGCCCAGAGCAUCCUGUUUGACCUCCACGAGGCUGCAGCUCAGCGAGGCUACGCCGCCCAGAGGAGGAACACCGCUACAGGGGCAUCAGCUGCUUCAGUGUCCCUGUCCGUCUCCAGAUCCUCUGCUGUGAACGACCCAGUUUACUCCAGCAUUGAGGAUCUGACCUUGAGCCUCGACCCGGGCUCCACAACACCCACGCUGGGCAUGGAUCCCCUGGACGGGCCUCCCGGAGCCCACAGCUCGAGCCAGCUGCUGCUCUGCUGCCCUCACUUCCUCAAUGAGACCGGGGGCCACGGGGAGCGCAACAUCAGCUUCCUCAGCUCGUCAGCAGAGCAAGGUGGAGACAGAGGAGAUGGAGUGAGGGGUUGGCUGAGGAGGAGUAACGCCAGCGUCUCAGUGCUGGAGGUGCCCAUUGAACAGCAGGUUACGAGACUGGACCGACUGAAACUGUACAGCAUAGAGCACGUAGACCUCGGGGCCAGGUACUACAGAGACUACUUCCAUGGAAAAGAGCACUCAAACUACUUCGGGACAGACGAUAAGAUGGGCGCUGUGGCCGUGAGCAUCCGCAGGGAGAAACUGGACGACACCAAAGACCUGAAAGACCAGUACCAGUACCGCCUCAUCGUCAGAACCAGCGAGCUUGUGACCCUGCGAGGCUCCAUUUUAGAGGAUGCCGUGGCGUCCACGGGGAGGCACGGCACGGUGCGUGGUCUGCCGCUCAAGGAGGUCCUGGAACAGGUCGUUCCCGAGCUCAACGUGUCCUGUUUGCGACUGGCGCUCAGCACGUCCAAAGUCACUGAGCAGCUCCUCAAACUGGAUGAACAGGGGUUAAGUCAGAAGCACAAGGUGGGUGUUCUGCUGUGCCGUGCGGGCCAGAGCACAGAGGAGGAGAUGUACAACAACGAGGAGGCAUCACCCGCCUUCUCUGCCUUCCUGGAGCUGCUGGGGGAGCAGGUGCUCCUCAAAGGAUUCACCAAAUACGCUGCGCAGCUCGACACAAAGACGGACUCUACGGGCACACACUCCCUGUACACCACCUACCAAGGCUACGAAGUCAUGUUCCACGUGUCCACCAUGCUGCCAUACAUGCCCAACAACCCCCAGCAGCUCUUGAGAAAGAGGCACAUAGGGAACGACAUUGUCACCAUAAUCUUUCAGGAGCCGGGAGCGUUGCCUUUCACCCCUCAGAAUAUUCGCUCACACUUCCAGCAUGUCUUUGUAAUCGUCCGUGUGCACAACCCCUGCUCUGAAAGCACCUGCUACAGUGUUGCUGUGACAAGGAUGAAGGAUGUGCCUCCCUUCGGCCCUCCCAUCCCCAGCGGUGUCACCUUCCGUGACCCGGAAACCUUUCGUAACUUCCUGCUAGCCAAAGUUAUCAAUGCAGAAAAUGCAGCGCACAAGUCUGAGAAGUUCCACACGAUGGCGACGCGAACGCGGCAGGAGUACCUGCGCGACCUGGCUGAGAACUACGUCAGCAGCACGCCGCUCGACUCAGCCGGCAAGCUCAACAACCUCAUCUCCCUCGCAUCCAAGAAACGCGAGCGCUCCAAGGCGAGAGAGGGAGCGGAGCUGGGUGCAGCGGGGGCUGUCGCCUGGAGGGUCCUAGCCCAGGACUUCAGCGGAGGAGGGAUGGAGCUCCCCUGUGCCUUGGGUUUGUCGGCUGAAUACGUCCUUCUGACAGACUGCUCCACCAAAGAGGUGGUGUUUAACUGUUUCUGUGCGGACGUGAUCGGCUGGACGCCAGAGCGUCUGGCGCUGAAGAUCUUCUACGGCAGAGGAGACUACAUCGCGGUGAGGGUACCAGAGGGCUGCGCGCAGGACAUCAGGGAGGUGGUGCAGAGAUUAAAGUCGCUGACGGUGGGAUGUGAGACUGUGGAUAUGACUCUGAGAAGAAACGGACUGGGACAACUGGGCUUCCAUGUUCGCCUGGACGGCACUGUGGCUGAGGUGGAGGAGUACGGCUUUGCCUGGCAGGCAGGACUGAGACAGGGAAGUCGACUGGUGGAGAUCUGCAAGGUGGCCGCGGUGACGCUGACUCACGAACAGAUGAUCGACCUGCUGAGGACGUCGGUCACGGUCAAAGUGGUCAUCAUUCCCCCAUACGAAGAGGGCGGGCCUCGCAGGGGCUGCACAGAGGAGUACGAGAUGAAGACCAUGGAGCAGAAGCCAGAACCUGAGCCUCUGGCGGCAGGCUACCGACCCUCCCCUCGCCCGACGUGGCGAUGGGACAGUCCGCCCAUUCCUCCAGGACUCCACAGUGCACCCACCCCACAGCGCUGGGCCCCCAUGGGUCCCCCACCUCCUCCACUGCCUCGCUCACACAAGACCCUGAUGCCCGUUCCCUACAGGGAGCCUCAGCACCUCAACUCUAAGAGGCCAGUGAGCUACCCAGAGAACCACUACACCCUUUCUCCUGCAGGAGGCGACAGAGUGCUGCCCUACAGGAACCCCUCAGCCAGCUUCUCCUCGCCCUCCUCAGGCCUGGUCGGCCUCUCCGCUAUGGGGCCGCCUGGAAUCACACCGGGCCCCUUUGUACGCUACAAACCCUCACCUGACAGAUAUGGAACAGGACAGCGCCCCCUGCUGCCCUACGAGCCCCACCUCAGCGUGGACAUCAACUCCAGUGGAGAGUCUUCCUCGGGCUUCACCAGUCAGGAGAGCACCAUGGAGCGCUGCAAAACAGAGCCCCUCUGGCAUGUCCCAGUGUCUCGGGGACCGGGUGGAGGAGGGGGCCAGAGGAGAAUACCCAGACAGGAUGUCCCGGGGAAAGACUCUCCAAACAGACACUCGAAGGGUGAGACUCAGUACUCCAGCCACUCCAGCAGUAACACCCUCUCCAGUAACGCCUCCAGCAGCCACAGCGACGAGCGCUGGUUCGACGGAGGACCUGGAGGAGAGCGAGGAGGUGGGGUUUGCCUUGGCGACCCAGCCGACCCUGACCCCGACCUUCUCAACAAGGGGGGGUCCAAUGACAGCGGCAUCGACGCCUCGACCCACUACAACAACGCUCGCCACGGAAAUAUGACCAACAACCAGCCCCACAAGCCCAUGCACUGCUUCGCCACUUACGGCGGCAUCCAGGAGCUGUCCGUGGGAAGGAGCAGCGGUGAGAGGGAGGCGAGGAGACGAGAAUCUUCGCCAAUCAUACCGGCCACAGCCAAUCAGAACAAAGGAUACCGGACGAGGACAUUCCCGCCUCCUGGCUCCAGCGCUGAUAAAAUGGAUGCUUUCAAACCCAGGGCCUACACGCCGCAGGGUUACAAGACUCCGACAGCUGAGAAAGCACGUCCUGUCCGAGCCGCCACGACGACACCGACUUCAUCUCAGCUGAGCUCCAUCCCUCUGUCCAGCUCUGCCCCAAAGGCCUUAUACGGGAAGAGCAGACAAACCGGAUGGCAGACUGAAGAAACCAGCCCGUCACCUUCAAACGCCACCACGACAUCCAGCUCCGACAGCAACAGCAGCAAGAAGCAGGUGGAUACAAAUUCAAAGAACGUGUUUGGACAACCUCGGCUCCGAGCGUCACUGAGAGACCUGCGCUCUCCGCGGCGGACGUACAAAAGCACCAUCGAAGACGACCUGAAGAAACUGAUCAUCAUGGACAACCCGGGAGAGACUCCACCAAGAGAUCCAUCUCCCAGACGAACUUUGCAGCGCACCUUCUCAGAUGAGUCGCUGUGCAGCGGGCGCAGAGAGGCCAGCUUCGCCAACUCUGAGAACCAGUCGACCCCCACUGACGUACUGUUCACCUGCACGCUGCCCACGCGCAGACACGCCGCCUCCUCCAACCACAUUCAGGGCAAGAAGGUGCCUCUGUCAGCCUCUGAGUUGUCUCUCACCGAAGUUAGAGACAAAGUCCCCCCUCUGAGGAGGCUCGACCCGGGGCUGAUGCCUCUUCCUGACACAGCCUGUGGACUGGAGUGGUCCAGCCUGGUCAACGCCGCUAAAGCCUACGAAGGUGAGGAUGGAGACACUUCAAGAUUAGCACAAAGAGCCGUUUCCCUCUUCUCACUGACGGAGCCACAGGUUGGAGGUCUGGACCUGAGACCAGUCGCCAGCCCUGUCCAGUUUAACACUCCUCAGACACCUCGGACCACACCGACCUUCAGCGGUGACGAGGUGCCCAAUGAUCUGUCUGGUCGGCUCUACCACCUGGAAGUAAUGUUAAAACAGCUAAACAAUGAUCUGGAGAGGGAGAAGAAGGAUAAAGUCGUUCUGCUCGCAGAGAUGGCCAACCUGAGACAGAACAACCAGCGCCUGCAGGAGGAGAGCCUAACAGCGAGCGAGCAGCUGCGCAAGUUUAGCCGGCUUUUUACCAACCUCGACAAGACGGAGAGUGACCACGAGGGUAACUCCUUAACACACGAAACUGACUCAAAGAGGGAGUGAUAUCAGCAGCAGCAGCAGAAGAAGAGGGUGAGAUUUAGGCCACAGAGGGACGGCGACUGAGAGAAAUCCUUGCACACACAGGGGCGGCAGAGGUCUCACCACACUCAGCUGCCACUGAACUGCCUUAAACCGUAGAGAGAGCAAGAAAAAAAAAAAAAGGACUUCAACACUCCCAGAGCAGAGCGGCUCCCUCUCUAUUCUCUGAGCCCGAGUUUAUUUUUAUAAACUGAAGUCUUAUAUACUUUGUCUUAUAUAGAAACACAAAUGCUACUAUGCCAGAGGAGCGAGUAGGAGAGAAGAACAUGACUGUUUUAAGUGAACACUACAUCACCUGGAGAGGCCUAAUACUGUUCCUGCAGCGAAUCAGCCAAAACAAAAACAAAAAAUAAUUGACUCAUUACAGACUGCAUCUCCCAGAAUGCACUAGAAGUAAUUGAGGCUCUACAGACAUAGUACUGUAGAUAGAUGCCUGUGUGGUACAAUUCUCAUGUAUCAAUAUUAUCUAUAUUGUACUGAUAUUGUAUAACGGUUGUACUAAAGAGGUGUGUGUGUGUGUGUGUGUGUGUGUGUGUGUGGGUGACUGAUGGUACAGUGAAUACUCAGAUUAUGGCACAACAGUGUUUGUGCUCGAGGCAGGAUGCAUUUUAUUGUGUGUGUGUGUGUGUGUGAGGUUGAAUGUCUGUUAUAGGACGUUUGAGUGAUGAACAAACUAGUUUACUGUAAUAAUGAAACUUGCAGGCCACGAUACUCUUUUUCUUUCCUCCGUUUACAUGGAUGAAGCGUGGCCCUUUUUAGAUGUGAAACAAGCCAUCGGCGUGUUGAGCAAGUGUAAAUGGUUGAUGUCAUGAAGCUCAGUGAUUAUAAUAAUAAUAAUAAUAAUAAUAAUAAGUAUCAUAUCUCUAAUGUAGUGCAUUGUUUUGAAUUUAAUUUUUGAAUUGUUUUCAGCAGUGCCGUAUCAUCUCAGAUCUAAAUGUACUGGAUAAUUAUUUUAACCUUGUUAUCACAGUACAUGUUGUUAUCUAAUAUUUAAAGCAACAGUUUGACAUGUUGGGGAAAUAUCUGCUUCACACUCUCUGCAAGCUACAGCCAGAAAACCGUCAUUAGCUUAGCAUAGAGACUGAAAACAAGAGGAAAGUCAGACUGGAUGCGACAAAAUCCACCUCCCAGCACCGCUAAAGCGCACUAAUUAACACGUUAUAGCUCAUUUGUCUAAUCAUAAACAGAACCUAAUUGGGGAAAAAGGACAAUUUUGCCAAUUUACGGGCAUUUCUUUUUUGGCUAACGGAGGAGAAAUUUGUCCGCUGGUUACCUAGCAACUGGUGUUACACUCAAUUCUGUGACCUGAUUCAGCAGUUUCAGCUAACCGCGAUUAAAAUUGUGUUUAGAAACAAAACAAAAACCGUUAUCGCAUACUUUGAUUUGAUAACUGGUACAAACAAAUGGUGCUCUCAUAGUAUCUAGCUGUUAGAUAUUAAAACGACAUUUAACGUGUAAAUUUCUGAUUUUUCCGGGAGUCUCUGCUUGGUUGCCUCUCAACUGGUGUUACGAUAAAUUCUGUGACCUGAUUAGCAGUUUCAGCUAACCGCUAUUAACAGGUUUUGUUUGUUUGUUUUUUAAAUUUUGUUUUAUCACACACUUUCUCACUACUUUGAUAGCUGGUAACUAACCUGUUGCCCUUGUAGCAUUUAGCUAUAAGAUAUAUACAAACAAACGAUAUAUGACGUAAUGUAAUUUAAACAUGUAUAUUAGUGGUCUGGCUAACAGCAGGAACUUUCGGGAGUCUUCGCUGGUUACCUAGCAACUGGUGUUACGAUAAAUUGUGUGAACUGAUUAGUAAUUUAAGCUAACCGCGAUUAAAAUUGUGUUUUAGAAACAAACAAAAUUCCUCAUCGCAAUACUUGGAUUUGAUAGCUGGUACAAAACAUGGUGCUCUCAUAGUAUCUAGCGGUUAGAUAGAUUAAAACAAACAACAUUUAACGUGUAAAUGUGUGAUCUUUCCGGGAGUCUCUGGUGGUUACCUAGCAACUGGUGUUACGGUAAAUUGUGUGACCUGAUUAGUAAUUUAAGCUAACCGCUAUUAACGGGUUUUGUUUGUUUUCAAAACAAACACACUUUAUCACAUACUUGGCUUUGACAGCUGGUACCUAACAUGGUUUCCUCAUAGUAUAACGUGUAGGUUAGUGAUAUUAAGGUGCUGAUGAGACAGACACCAAGCCAGUGGCCACUUGUUUCCAGUCAUCAUGCUAAGCUUAACCGUCUGUUGGCUGUAGCUUCAUAUUUAACAGACAAAACUCUAAAGUGAGUGAUCACAACUCACACAAAACGUCAACCUGUUCCUCUAAUCUCUGCGUACUAAUCGAGGCGAAGCUGUCAUCAGUAAUAUGUGCUUAUGGAAAACAUUUACUGUACAUGAAACUCAACAACACUGAAGCUCCUUUAUAUCAGAAACCAGUCUGUCUGUGUGCGUGAGAGGAUCUGUUCCCGUCUUCUGUGAUAACCCAAAUGAACACAAAAGACACUAUUUAUACUGCUAGCUUGCUUAACGAUAUUGUCUACUAUAUCUAUUUUUCAUACCGAAAUAAUGUGUCCGUUUGUGGGUUGUUGUUUUUUUGUUUUGGAUGCUGGUACUGAACAGACAAUACAGUCUUAAUCUUCCUGUCAGUAGAGAUAUCGCUGAUAAAAUUGUGGUAAAUUAUCAUCUGCUCUGCCCUGUGGAGCCACUACAAAUACUUCUUCCCUGGUCUGACUGGAGCUGUUUUCAAUCCCGACUCACUCAGGUUCCUCAAGGUGCUGUUAAAAAAAACCCUGAACCACCAGAUGGGGUGGGCGAUUUGAUGCACUGUAGCCUGACACAAUACUGUCUAUAACCAUUUUAGUUAUCCCUUUAAUACUCAUGGGUGUUUAGAGGUCAGCUAAUACUGAAUUUAUAUGGUUUAAUACCGUGAUUUAUAAGCUGUAUUAGCCUAAAACAGACAAUACAGUUUCUCAAUACAUUUUCCAUAAAGUUGGUCCGUAUCGCCCACUCCUACUGUUAAAUAUACUUUUCUUUCACUGACGCAAGCGGGAACAAGUGUUGUAGACUCUGAGCUGGACAGAAAACUGCCAUUUCAGUCAGCAUUUAUACAGUUUCAAGUCAGGCUGUCGUCAUUCACAUUUAUACCUAAGCCUAUAUGGACCUGUUUGUCCGGGUUCAGAUGUACUACUUUUACUAGAACUGUCAUAAACAAAGUCUAGGUUAUGAUGGAGUUCAUAUUCUCCGACUUUUAUUCCACGUUCGGACGUUUUUACUUCACAUGACACACUCCAGUUAUUCCUCCUUUUAGGGAAAUCCUUCAUGCAGCUUCGCAGGUGUAGCUGUGAUUUUAGUGUCAUUAGUUUGCUUGUGUAAAAGGGGGCAAGGUUUCUUUCUUUUUAUAUAAAUUUUGUUCAUGUUAUGUAUAAUUGUAAGCUAUUUAUAGCAUUACACAACGAUCCCUGUUGAACAAAUCAAUACUGCAUUAUGGUUAAUGGUAAUAUUGUAUAAUUAGGUUUGUUUUUUUUAGAUGUUUAAAUAUUUUGAUAAUUUAUUUUUUAACACAUUCCCACUGUUGCAGACAAUAGUGAAGAUAAGAGGGUACUGUGUUUUUAUUUGUGUAUUCUGUUUUUUCUCUGAUCUCUGUACAAAACUGAUUCCUCAUUGUUUUUCUAUUUUCUGGCGUCGUCUUUUCCUCUUUGUGUGUCGGUGCUUUCUGCAUGUGGCAGGGGAACGUGACGCACAGAUAUAAAAAUGAUGUUUCCUUUGGGUUGUAAUAACUUGUACAUUUAAAAGUGUAAAUUAUGUUUUCAUUAUUUUAUAAAAAAUAUAUUAAAAACAACUAUCAGAA